AUGACCUUCAUUCUAAGUAGGUCGCGUGAGGAUUCCAAAAGGGCAUUAACAAGGGCAGAUGGAUGGGCCUUACGGCUAAGCCCGUAUGAUUAUGAUAUCGAAUACAUAAAAGGACACGACAACAUCGCUGAUCCGUCAUCGCGUUUAUAUUGUGGACAGGAUGAAGCAUUCAACGAGGAAAUCAGCCCAUGGGAAGUUUGUAACUUGGAAACUCGAAGUGAUGAGUUCCUGACUGAAGAAGAAAUUCGUGAAUACACAGAGCGUGACGCAACUCUGCUACAGGUGAUCCACGCCUUGGAAACGAAGGAUUGGCCUAAAGCAUUAAUGAAGUUUAAAUCAAUCGAGAAUGAUCUUAUCUUCACUAAAGGGAUUUUAGUGAAAAGUGGCUGCCCGGUUAUUCCUCAAGAACUUCGGGAUAAGACCUUGGAGAUCGCUCACAUGGGCCAUCCUCUCGAAGCUAAAUUGAAGAGCAUCUUGCGUAGACGCGUAUGGUGGCCAGGAAUGUCUUCUGACGCGGAAAAAUAUGUGAAAUCUUGUUCCACUUGUGCCAUAAAUGGACGACCAGAGCGACCGCCACCAAUGCAAAGGGCAUUUGCUCCAAAAGUCAUAAUCGACCUACGUUCUAGGUAUGCAAUUGCGCGACCUGUGAAAACAACUAAAUUUGAGCACACUAAAGCUGUUUUGGAUGCCGUUUUCGAACGUGAAGGAUAUCCCAAAGCUAUGAAAUCCGAUAACGGACCACCUUUCAACGGCGAAGAGUAUUCUAAAUACUGCUCCGAACGCGGAAUCCAAACGAUAUUUUCUACUCCAUUCUACCCUCAGCAGAACGGCCUGGUAGAAGGCUUUAUGAAGGUCGUAAAUAAAGCCAUGUCUACCGCGUUAGCCAAGGGAGGAAAUCAUCAGAAAAAAUUGCAAGCAAUAGUUCAUUCUUAUAAUGCCGCGAAUCACAGCAUAACUAAGCUACCACCAGAAGACGUGCUAAACCUAACCUAA
Molecule: messenger RNA, 993 nt
Organism: Armigeres subalbatus
Lineage: Eukaryota; Metazoa; Arthropoda; Insecta; Diptera; Culicidae
Exons: 3
Coding region: 1-993 (330 amino acids)
Biological process (GO): DNA integration
Molecular function (GO): nucleic acid binding
Source: RefSeq, a predicted model, not a curated record